AUGGCCUCCGCAAAGGGGGUAUUGCGGAACGUGCAGGCGCAGGAGGAAGCGUCUCCGCAUUCCCCGCGGGAAGGGGGGGUCUUGCGCAACGAUGAGCUGGCACGUCAGCUGGAGCAACUUAAAGACAUCGACGCAUUGCAGGCCCUAGCACACAGCAUGGCAGCAGGAGGAAAGGAAGGCUCAUCUGUGCUGACCACGGCUCAACUGGGGGAGGUGAUAUCUGCGCUGCAGGCGCAGGUGCAGGCUGAGGUGGCAACGCAUCAUGACGACCUGCUGCAGCAGCUAUCCUCGUUAAAAGACACAGAGGGCGUGCUGUCUGUGGUGCGCGCUGGAGUCGACUCGUUACUAGCCUCCGUCCAGCGCGUGCGGGCAGAGAUAGCAGACCCGUAUCGGGCCAUUCAGGUGAAGACACGUCAGCUGGCAGCUCUGUACGACACCAUGGAACUGCUGCGAGCUGUGAUCAAGUACCUCAAACUGGUGCGCAAGCUGUGGGAGCACCUGAAUGUUGGGGUGGAGAAGGCGGAGCUGGGGAAGGCGGGGCAGGUGCACAAGCUGAGGGAGCACCUGGGUGCGGGGGUAGAGAAGGCGGAGCUGGGGAAGGCAGGGCAGGUGUGGCGGGAGGUGCGCAAGCUGCAGGAGCACCUGAAUGGGGGGGUAGAGAAGGCGGAGCUGGGGAAGGCGGGGCAGGUGUGGCAGGACGUGGGGACUCAGAUGUCCCCAUUCCCCCUCAAUCCUCUCCUCUCCCCACCUCAGGUGCGCAAGCUGCGGGAGCAUUUAGCUGCAGGCGUUGAGAAGGCGGAGCUGAGCAAGGCGGGGCAGGUGUGGCAGGAGGUGGGGGCGGUGCACAGGGAGGCGCAGCUGGGGGGGGUGCAUGUGGUGGAGGCACAGCACGAGUGGGUGGCGGAGGCAGGGCAGGCUAUACGGAGAGAGGCGAUGAAGGCGUUGGAAGGAGGCAUGGAGGCGAUGAACCAGGCUGAAGUGGGGAGCGUGCUGCAGGCUAUCAGGAGAGAGGCGAUGCGGGCGCUGGAGGGGGCCAUGGAGGCGAUGAACCAGGCUGAAGUGGGCAGCGUGCUGCAGGUGAGGGGUGCUGCAGGUAAGAAUUUGGUUGGGAUGGGUGGGGAACGGUGGGGCAGUGAGGGGCACAUAGAGGCGAUGAGAGGUGAUGGGCCCAUCACCUCUAUGCUGCAGGUGUUUUUCAACAUGGGGGAGCUGAGGCAGACGGUGGAUCAGCUGGUAGCGAAGCACAAGGGGCAGGCCAUGCGAGCCGUCGCCACAGGGCUCGACAUGAAGGCUAUCAGUGCGAGCAUGGGAGCAUCAGGAGGUGGAGGAGGCUUGGGUGGCUCCGUGGGCGGACCAGGGGGGGCCAUGCGCAGCGGCACUCCUCCAAUGGGUGGCGCCCCCAGAGCCCGGGAGGCGCUGUGGCAGCGGCUGACUGGAUGCCUGGAUGAGCUGGCGCGUGUUAUGGUGCUGACGUGGCACCUGCAGCGAGUGAUGGCGAAGAAGCGAGAUCCGAUCUCCCACGUCGUGUUCCUGGACCACGUGUUGCAGGUCGGGGGAGGGGGGGUGGUGGUUAGAGGAAAGGGGGGAGGGGUGGGCUUGCAGGGGACGCCCUGCCGACAGAGCGGGUGUGGGAGGCCUUACUCCGGGCCUUCUCCUCGCAGCUACGAGCCACGUUCACCCGCCUCCUCCUUCGUCAAAGAGACCUUCGUCUCCGCCUACCCCCGCCUCCUCGCCUCCCUAGAAUCCUUCCUGGACCGCCCGCAGGCGGAAGCUCCGCAUGCUCACCCUCUUCCCCACCGCCCACCCCCAUGUGCCUCCAGUCAGGAGACGCACUACCAACAGAGCGAGUGUGGGAAGCCUUACUCCGAGCCUUCUCCUCGCAGCUACGAGCCACGUUCACCGCCUCCUCCUUUGUCAAGGAGACCUUCGUCUCUGCCUACCCCCGCCUCCUCGCCCUCCCUAGAAUCCUUCCUGGACCGCCUGCAUGCCGAUACAGACGUGCGUGUGCUGGGGGGAGGGGGAGGCGGAGCUGGUGGAGGAGGAGCGGGAGGAGCGGGGAGGAGGAGGGUUUGGGUUGGGAGCGGUUUGGAGGCGGUGCUGUGGCAGGGGCUGCUGAGGCUCGUGCUGGCGAGAAUGCGGGCAAGGCGCUUCAACUGCUGGCGGAACGCUGUGAAUACCAGGUUGCAACAGGCCCUGGAUCCCGCCAAGUGCUCGCCCCCUGCUCGCCAGCGCAGCAGCGCAACAUCUCCCUGUGGCUACAGGCCCAGAGUCACGCCAGGUCCUGGCCCCCUGCUCGCCAGCGCAGCAGCGCAACAUCGCCCUGUGCGUGCUGCUGGGGGCAGUGCACGCGCGCUGCAUACACCUCCUCACUACAUCCUUCACCCCUGUCCCACCCCCUUCCUUUCCCCCCAUCCUCUCCAGGUCGCUACAGGCCCAGAGUCCCGCCAAGUGCUCGCCCCCUGCUCGCCAGCGCAGCAGCGCAACAUCUCCCUGUGCGUGCUGCUGGGAGCAGUGCACACACGCUGCAUGCAGCUGCUGGCCCGCCUGCCAGAGGAGGCAGACUCCGUGAUGGAGGCGGGUGUGGGGUCCGUGCAUGGCGUGGCUAUGGAUGCUGUCGCUCCCCUCUUCAAGGUGUGUGGGUUCAUCUCCUGCUUGGACGUCUCAAAACUACUCGCCCGCCUUCCAGAGGAGGCAGACUGCGUGAUGGAGGCGGGUGUGGAGUCUGUGCACGGGGUGGCCAUGGAUGCUGUUGCUCCGCUCUUCAAGCACAUGAUCUUCCAUGGGCCAUCAGACUGCGUGAUGGAGGCGGGUGUGGGGUCCGUCCGUGCUGUGCUGGGCGUGGCUAUGCAUGCUGUGGCUCCGCUCUUCAAGGCCAUGCGGGAUCGCAUCGAGGCAUGCCUUCUUCAAAUCCACCAGCAGGACUUCUCUUCAGACGACCCCAACGCCCCUCCCGCCUCCACCACCCCGCCACCCCCUGGCUUCUUCUCCCUGACUCCUCCUCUACCUCCUCCUCCUCCUCCGCGCGCGGCCUCGUCCAUAUUCGCUGCAUCUCUGUCCGGUGCUGCGGGAUCAGGCCCUCUCUCUCCCUCCACCGCCCUGCCCCCUGCGACUGUCUCUGAGCCUGUUGCUCAGUCCCUUGCCAAACGCCUCGCAUCUCGCACGCUGCUCUUCUUUGUGCGCCACGCCUCGCUGGUACGGCCACUCUCAGAGGCGGGGCGGUUGAGGCUGGCGAGGGACAUGGGCGAGCUGGAAUUCGCAGUGGGGCAGCAUCUCUUCCCCACACACGCCCUCGGCGCCUCCUACCGUGCUCUCCGCGCCUUCCGCCCGCUGCUCUUCGUUGACCUGGAGAAGAUCCCCACCAGCUCGCUACUGCAGGCGAGGGACAUGGGCGAGCUGGGGUUCGCCGUGGGGCAGCAUCUCUUCCCCACACACGUCCUCGGCGCCUCCUACCGCGCCCUGCGUGCAUUCAGGCCGCUGCUCUUUCUGGACCUGGAGAAGAUUCCAACCAGCUCGCUGCUGCAGGUGCGUCCAUUGGUUGUAACAAAGGUGGUUGCGAGGUGGAGUUCGCAGUGGGGCGAGGUGGAGUUACCGCUCAAAAUUGCUAGUACUGCUUCCUUCGGCAUCAUCCGCUGA
Messenger RNA from Closterium sp. NIES-65, 3633 nucleotides. Lineage: Eukaryota; Viridiplantae; Streptophyta; Zygnematophyceae; Desmidiales; Closteriaceae. The record is from the annotation of a GenBank genome assembly.